AGCCAAGUUAGAGAUAGGGGCCUGUGGAAACAUGAAGAGGUAAGGGCUUGUCUGAGAGCAGGCGGCAAAGGGAGCUCUCUUCUACCUUUUAACAUUGAAAAUAGAUUUUAUGACUUUGUGUUUGGGGUAUGUCACGUUCUCGGGAUGCGGUUACGUGUGAGCUGGAAGACAAAGGAGGAGGGAGGAGGGGAAACGGGCUAGAUAGGCCUGCAGGGAGAAGUUCAGGAAGGGCCGCCGCCGCCGCCGCUUCCCGUAGGAAUGCCUUGCCCGCACGGGCAUCUAGGCCACGGCGCCGGCCCCAGGAGCUGCACGGAUGCCGUGGCUUCUUACAGCUUCAGACGGACCCACCCAGGAUAAAUAGCUGUGUGAAGAGUGGUGAGCAUGUCCUGGAGGAGUUGGAAACAGAAGGCGAGAGGCAGCUGAAAAGCCUCCUUCAGCAUCAACUUGAUACCUCUGUCUCCAUUGAGGAAUGUGUGUCUAAGAAAGAGAGCUUUGCUCCCGGUACUAUGUACAAGCCCUUUGGGAAGGAAGCAGCUGGGACCAUGACUUUGUCCCAGUUCCAGACACUGCAUGAGAAGGACCAGGAAACUGCUUCUCUUCGGGAGCUAGGGCUCAAUGAAACAGAAAUCUUGAUCUGGAAGAGCCACGUUUCAGGUGAAAAGAAGACAAGACUGAGGGCAACACCUGAAGCAAUACAGAACCGUCUUCAAGAUAUUGAAGAAAGGAUCUCAGAGCGUCAGCGCAUCCUUUGCCUGCCACAGAGAUUUGCCAAGAGCAAACAACUGACCCGGCGUGAAAUGGAAAUAGAAAACUCUUUAUUCCAGGGAGCUGAUCGGCACUCCUUCCUCAAGGCUCUUUAUUACCAAGAUGAACCCCAAAAGAAGAACAAAGGUGAUCCCAUGAACAACCUGGAAAGUUUUUACCAAGAGAUGAUAAUGAAAAAACGUCUUGAAGAGUUCCAACUUAUGAGAGGUGAACCCUUUGCUUCCCACUCACUGGUCUCAGCUACAUCAGUGGGAGAUAGUGGCACAGCUGAGAACCCGUCAUUACUCCAGGACAAGGGAAAACAGGCAGCACAGGGUAAAGGUCCCAGUCUCCAUGUGGCAAAAGUUUUUGAUAAUUCACCUGAGCAGUGUUGGACUGGGCCUAAGAAGCUGACGCAGCCAAUAGAAUUUGUCCCAGAAGAUGAGAUCCAGAGAAAUCGUUUGUCAGAGGAAGAGAUCCGAAAAAUUCCUAUGUUUUCUUCAUAUAAUCCAGGGGAGCCAAACAAGGUGUUAUACCUGAAGAACCUUAGCCCUCGGGUGACCGAAAAAGACCUUGUCUCAUUGUUCGCUCGGUUCCAGGAGAAAAAAGGACCACCAAUUCAAUUCCGAAUGAUGACUGGACGAAUGAGGGGGCAAGCUUUUAUCACCUUUCCCAAUAAGGAGCUAGCACAGCAAGCAUUGCAUCUAGUAAAUGGAUAUAAACUACGUGGGAAAAUAUUGGUGAUAGAAUUUGGAAAGAACAAAAAACAACGGUCAGAUCUCCAGGCUGCUUCUCUCAUAUCAUCUGCUACAGAUAACACUACAGAAAUCAGUGGUAGCUAAAAGAUAUAUAGAUGGUGAGUCCCAGGAGGUCUUUCUUGCAUCAGAAUCUUGGAUCUGGGAUUUGUGUAUAGAUAGCAAUUUGCUUGGAUUUGAAGAAGAGAAACUAACUGAGGGAGAGAAAAAUCUAAGAUAAUCCCCCUCUGUUUCAGAACAAAUUGGUAGGAAACAUUUUUUAUAAUCAAAGACUAUAUAGGACAGACAUAUGGGAAGUAUGAAGUGUAGGGUACAAAGAGUAUCAUUUUCUCAGGAUAAAUUACAAAAGAUUAUUUCCAAGGUUAAAAAAUCUUUAUAAUUCAUCUGGGGUCUUAAAUAUUUGUCCCUAAAUAUAACAUUCUUUCCAAGGUUGCCUCCUAUAUGCAGAACUAAAAAACUAAUUACAUGUUGAAAUAUUUAUUUACUAGAGCUCAUUUAUCCUUCUUUAUAUCCACCAGUAAAUAAAUGACCAAGACCCCAGGCAUAAACAUCAACAAGUGCUGUUGAGUAAGAACUGUCAGCAGUGACAAUACGUUGUUUCAUAAGUUAGUCCAUACAUUUAACGAAGGCUUCCCCAUGAAGUUAUCAGUGUCUUCAAAAAGCUAUAUAUUUUUCUAAUGAAAGCAUUUAGAUCAAAAUAUUAAUGUUCUCAUAGUCAUUAAGCUAGCUACCAUUGAGCAAUCAUUGAAUUCAAAGCAAUAAACAUUGAAUCAAUAUCUAAUGUAUGUUAUGUAUUAGGUGUAUGAAUUUUAGAAGAGGAACAUACUAGCAAACAGUACUAAAGGAGGGUGGGAAGAAAGUGUUCUCCAGAAGAGAGUCAGUCAUUCCUAAAUCCCUCAGUUAUUUGUAGUUGCUGGAGAAUAGAAAGAAUAUAUGAUAUAGAGGAAGUAGUACAAACUUUGGAAUUGGACUUGUGUUUGAACUUCACAGCCACACUUACCAUUUCGUGACCUUGGCAAGUCACUUAAUCUGAGCCUCAGUUUUCUCAUCUAUAAAAUGAGGAUAAUAAUACUACUUACCUCACUGGGUUGUAAGGAUUAAAUGAGAUGAUAUUAUUUUAGCUGAAGAACAGGAAGAAAAAAACUGAAGAAAAUUUAACAGAGAGUAAGACCAUUAAGCACCCCAACAUACUUUUAACAAGAGGACAAGAAAAAGAGAAGAGGAAGAAAGAAGCAGAAAACAUAUUCCAAUAAAUAAUGGCUGUAAAUGUCUCAAAUUUGAUGAGAAGCAUCACCUAUACAUCCAAGAAUUUCAACAAACCCCAUGUAGGAUAAAGAAGAAAUCCAUAGACCCAUCAUAACAAAAGUGCUAAAGCUCAAAGACAAAGAGAAACUCUUGAAAGUAACAUGAGAAAAAUGAAGCAUCACUUACAAGAGAACCCCAAUCAGAUUAACUGCUAACUUCUCAUCAAAAACAAUGGAGAUGGCAAUGGGAUAACGUAUUCAAAGUGCUCAAAGAAAACACCUGCCGAUAUAGAAUCCUAUAUCCAAUAAAGCUGUUUUUGAAAAUGAAGAUAAAAUAUAAGCCUUCCCACAUCAUCAAAAACUGUUGUUGUUGGCAGACCUGACUUAUAGGAAAUAGUAAAGGAAGUUCUUCAGGCAGAAAGCAGUGACUUUGGAUAAUAAUUUAAAUCUGUACAUAUAGAAAAAUAGCAUGGGUAAAGGUAAUUACAUAAUUAGGAAGGACAGUCUAAAUGCAUUUUUCCUUCUCUUAAUUGAUUUUUAAAACAGUUGUAUAAAGCAAUAUGUAUAUAGUUGCAUUAUUGGGUUUAUAACAUAUAAAAAUGCAAUAUAUUUGCCAAUAACAGAACAUAGGGUGGAAGCAAAACUGUAUUGGACUAUAGAAAUGACUCCAGAUGGUCACGCCAAUCUACAGGAACAAGUGAA
Messenger RNA from Lynx canadensis (Canada lynx), 3445 nucleotides. RefSeq names its product RNA binding motif protein 41 (gene RBM41). Gene Ontology annotation, cellular component: U12-type spliceosomal complex. Gene Ontology annotation, biological process: mRNA splicing, via spliceosome. The transcript has 7 exons. The coding region runs from base 129 to 1586 and encodes 485 amino acids. Gene Ontology annotation, molecular function: pre-mRNA intronic binding; U12 snRNA binding. NCBI's taxonomy places the organism in Eukaryota, Metazoa, Chordata, Mammalia, Carnivora, Felidae. The record is from RefSeq and is a predicted model, not a curated record.